CGCUAGCUAGCUAAGUGGUUCACGACUAUGUCCGGGGAGCGAGCACCUUUGCCAGCCGGGGGCUUACUCCGCGGGGGCCGUACGAGGUCUUACGGCAGUUUGGUCCGUUCUCCGCUCUCUCCGGUUCGCCAGCGACGCAUUGAACACAACAUUAAGCCAGGAGAAACACUACAGGGCUUGGCCCUAAAAUAUGGAGUGUCGAUGGAGCAGAUCAAAAGAGCGAACAGGCUGUACACCAAUGACUCGAUAUUCCUGAAAAAGUCCCUGUUAAUCCCUGUGCUGUCAGACUUGGACCACUGUAAUAACGGGGUGGAUUUGGUUGAAGAGAACAGUGAAGAAGACUGUGCCUCUGCUCAAAAUGGGCACACGGGGAUCUCCUCUGAGAGGAAGCAAAAUGAUGGCAAAGAAAGGGUGUCAGACCUUACUCCAGUGGAUUUUUUGAAAAGGCUGGAUGGCUUGAUAAAUCAGUCCAAACUGGCUGCUGUCAAAGGAUGCCAGGAAGCAGAGCAAAGGGUUGCCGCCCUAGAAGCAGCGUGCACCAGCAGGACAUCAGACUGUCGGCCGCUUACAAGGUCGCAAAGUGUCAUUUUGUCUUCCAGAGUGCAGCAGCAGCAGCAGGCAUCACAUGUGGCGGUACCCCUAACUAUCACCAAACUCACUAAGAAACUGAGAGACCACGAAGAUGAGAUCUUCCAGCUGUGACAUGUUGUUCUUGCUGUCGCACUCUUGAUCAUUAAAGAAACUUUCCCAGAAAGCCACAUCGCAUGGUUUGGCCUCCAGGAUAAUAGAGCAUUAUAGAUCAAGUGAUCCUGUUGCUGAAUGGACUUAAAAGUAUUUUCAUAUUUGCCAUUUAAUGUAGACCUUUUCUUUUAAAAGGUUUUUGAAAAUGAA
Perca fluviatilis (European perch) is the source of this 891-nucleotide messenger RNA. It is a transcript of the gene lysmd1, whose product is annotated as LysM, putative peptidoglycan-binding, domain containing 1. The record is from RefSeq and is a predicted model, not a curated record. NCBI's taxonomy places the organism in Eukaryota, Metazoa, Chordata, Actinopteri, Perciformes, Percidae. The transcript has 3 exons. Bases 28 to 702 code for a protein of 224 amino acids.